UGACAAAUCGUCAAUGCCCAGGAAGCUUGAGCAGACACACUCGAUUGCUCCCACCCACACAAAAUUUACAGAAGUCAAAAGUUCCUUUUUCAUUUCACAGUUAAACAACAGGCCUUUGCCUAUUUCACUGUAUUUGAAAUGGCUGAAGGCCUCCGAGAGUGCCAGAGUUCUUCAGUGUGUGCUUUACAAUAAGAAACAGAGACUCUUUUUUGGGUGUUUUUCGUUGAGUGAGAGGAAAUUUUGAAACAUUGUGCAAUGGUGCCGCAAAGGUUUUGAAAGGUUGUGAGUGUUUUGCCAGCAAAGCGUCGGUCCAUUGGAGAAGAGGUCUCCAUGUUGCAUUCAUACAGAAUGGAGAACUAUCUCAUCCCACCUCCCUCAGAAGACAUGUAUGACCCAGAGAUCUACAGACAUCAAAUUGCGGAAUAUUACAAUCCAUAUGUCCUUGAUGCAGAUAUCCAGGCAGGCUGUGGCCAUUAUGCUGUCUCUCACGUUCUCCGUUUAGAUCACUGGGACUACCACACUCACCCGCACGUGCACACUGCAGAAUUUGAAAACCUCCAAGAAACAAACUUCACAGAGCUGCAGAGUGUGCAGGCCCUCCACCCGCCGGGCCUCAUACGACACGACGCCAUACGAUACGACGCGGAAAACCUGCUCGAUCCAAGUCUUGGGGUACAUCCACAUGUGUUACAGCCACCACCUGGUUUCUUCCCUCGGACUGUGUAUGCUCCGCACGUGUCCCAACGCAGCUCCGACGACGAAGACCACGGGGGACGAAGUCCCCCACUGGAGGUGUCGGAUGAGGAGUGUCUGAGAGAUCGAAUGCCUUAUGUCACACCAGGAGAGCUGGGAAACAAAAAGAAGAUCCGUUUGUACCAGUUCCUGUUGGAUCUUUUAAGGAAUGGCGAUAUGAAGGACAGUAUCUGGUGGGUGGACAGAGACAAGGGGACUUUCCAGUUUUCUUCCAAACACAAGGAGGCACUUGCACACCGCUGGGGAAUCCAGAAGGGCAACCGCAAAAAAAUGACCUAUCAGAAGAUGGCUCGUGCUUUGCGCAACUAUGGCAAAACUGGAGAGGUGAAAAAGAUUAAGAAGAAGCUAACAUACCAGUUCAGUGACGAGGUCCUGGGGAAGAGUCAUCUAGAGAGAAAAUCCUACAUGUAGGAAGGGAGGAUACUGAACAGUGUUGACCUUAGAGUUGUAGUUUCUGGUCUUAGAUGCUCAAUCAACCCUGAUGUUCUGAUGUUCGCACCAAUAUUGCAUUAUACUGGAUUCAAAAAAACAAGAUAAUGCAGCAUAAAAAUAUCGAACAAGACAAAAUAACUGUUGUAUAGCAAGAUAUAAUUGACAUCAGUUGGGGUUAUGUGUAGGAAAGUAGCAGUAUGGAAAUUAAGUCAGUAUAGAAUAUAAAAAUAUGUAACCUGUUUAUGGAGAUUUGUGCAUAGGUACUCUCCUGUCUGUAUCAAGUACCUCCUGUUUUGGCUCCCUCACAUUGAAAACCUGGACUUGUUUGAGCCCUGCCCACUACCAUGUGGUGGCAGCAAGCUGCUGUGCAGAGCAGCAGUUCCCUGGUGGCCAAAGCUGGAACUGCAAGUCAUGAGUUGCUAGGUGUCACAUGGACCUAGGAAUAUUCUCUACCAUACAAAGAAUAUCUAACAAAAGAAAAAAUAGAUUUAAAAAAAAUAAUUCAGUGUAUUACAUACAUUUAACUACUGUUUGGAUAUUACUCUCAUUAGCUCAUAGCCAGUUUAUUGGGCAGUUUGAGGCUAAAUAAUUGAAACCUCUCUGUGUCAUGCAAUUAAAUUCUACAGCAGCACAAACAACAGCCUCCAAAGGGACCAUAAAGUUGAACCAACACACAUUUAAAGAUAUUACAAAAUAUUGAAUUAUAACUUUCAUGAAGGAAGGAUUUAUUGCACGUAUUAGCCUGCAUUUGUUUUAGUUUAGUGUUUCUAAUAAUUUGCAUAUGACAUGUGCAAUCUGCAGAGUGAGGCACAAACGCAUGAGCCUUAUAGGCUGACAAACAGGAGGCAAGAGAAACUUUUUUAUAUAUAUAUAUAUAUAUAUAUAUAUAUAGAAUGUGCUGCAUGAGCAACAUUGCUUGAAAUGAAAAAAGGCCACACUUUUAAUUGCAUCUUCCAAUGAUCACAGAUUACAUUUGUAGAGCCAGACACUUCACUUGUAUUCUGUAUAUAUUUGAAAAGAUCCGUCAUUUUCUUUUCUUUGUGUGGUUAGUUUGAUUUUUGGAUGUUAAAGGAAACAUCUGUCGAAAGUUUGAAAUGUUUGCUCAUUUGCUACAUCGAGAUGAGAAGAUUGAGACCAUUCUUAUGGGUAAUAGCAAACACAAUCCGUCUACACAAGCUCAGUUAUACAAUCAUUAUCUCUCUUUUGUUUGAUUUGUACAAAAAACCUAAAUACAAAAUAAACUAACAGCAAUUCGUGGAGCUAUUUGAUGUAUGUGACUUCCUCGGGUCUUGUUGUCACUGUGAGGUUGCCAGUACAAUAGCAGAGACUUGACCUAACUUCAUAUUUAAUUUUAUAAUAAUUAUUAUAUAUAAUAAUUAUUGUGUAGACCUGACGUUGAAAUCAUUCUUCUAAUCUACUGUAUCUCUUUGCAUUUACGUGAUUAACUGUCAUGUCUGACUAUUCCUCUUGUGACUAUGACUGACAGUGAACAAUCAAAAGGAAAAUGGGGAAAGAGAGAGAUGGGUGUUGUUAGACUGAAGGUCACUGUUGUGUCCAGUAUGUCAUUUUACAUGUAGGUGUACACAUAUAUCUGUGCAUAAUCUAUUUGAAAAUGUGUCUUAAGCAUUUUCAACAUUAAAAUCCAUUUUUAAUUAUGUGUAACCACGACUUGUUUAUGGUUUUGCAAACGUCUCGAUGUUUCACUCUCUUUGUAUUGGACAUUCUUAAGUUCUCUUUUUAAUUAUGGGUAAUGCUACUGUUUGUAUAUAGAUAUUUUCAUUUCCAUUUCAUAUUUAAAACAGCAAAGAGACUCCAAUAGGUAAUUAAAUAGAGCAUUCACUGUGAUGAGGUUAGAUAAUAAUGCCAUUAACACAUGAUGAUGAAAUGGUUUGUACAAAUACAUGAAACUCUGUAUGUUGGAAUAAAGAAUUGCUUGUAAAAAAAUGAA
Scophthalmus maximus (turbot) is the source of this 3133-nucleotide messenger RNA. RefSeq names its product Spi-1 proto-oncogene b (gene spi1b). The transcript has 5 exons. The record is from RefSeq and is a predicted model, not a curated record. The coding region runs from base 331 to 1164 and encodes 277 amino acids. Gene Ontology annotation, biological process: cell differentiation; regulation of transcription by RNA polymerase II. Gene Ontology annotation, molecular function: sequence-specific DNA binding; DNA-binding transcription factor activity, RNA polymerase II-specific. Gene Ontology annotation, cellular component: nucleus. NCBI's taxonomy places the organism in Eukaryota, Metazoa, Chordata, Actinopteri, Pleuronectiformes, Scophthalmidae.